AUGGUGAUUUGCUCACCUGGCAUCCAUUACAGGACAUUGUGGGUAUUCUCAAUCUUCGGACACCAGUACGCGUACAGCUUCCCCGCCCAGUGCUCAGAUGCCCGGGGCAGUCGCUUACAGUUGGUCAACCCUGAAAGCGACAUGGGUGAAGACGGCGAAGAGGCUCAGGAUGUUGACCACUCACCUGCCGAUUGGACCAACAGUCGUACGUGCGAUCUACCUGAUGAUGAUAUUCAGAUGCCUACUCCAGAUGGCGAGGAGAACAUCGUCGGUGAUUUGGACGACGACUUCGGUACAGCCGACUUUGAUGUAGAUGCAUCUGAUGGAGAGUCGUGGACGGAGGGAGAAUCUGAUAUUGACCUUUGA
Peniophora sp. CBMAI 1063 is the source of this 366-nucleotide messenger RNA. NCBI's taxonomy places the organism in Eukaryota, Fungi, Basidiomycota, Agaricomycetes, Russulales, Peniophoraceae. The record is from the annotation of a GenBank genome assembly.